GCGGCGGAUUGGAGAAUCAUAAAGAAAAGAGAGACAGGAGGAGGAGGUGGAGAGGACCAGAAAUCGUGGUGGGAAGGGGCUGCCUCCGUCCUUGCAAGCGGCUCCUAAGCUGCACGCAGUAACCGAGCUGCCUCCGUUGCAGAUCGCCAGCUGUUUUUUUUUUUUGGGGGGGGAGUCCCCCCUCCCUGUCACAAAAGGCUGGUGGGGUCCUCGCGCCGCCACGAAAGGGCCUCUAAUAAAGAUCGCGAGCCACGCAGGGACUUUCUCAUUGUUUGAAUUGUUCGGAUCGGCACCCCAGAGCAGAUUUAUAUUCAGCACCCCCGGCUCGGGAUCUGCAGAUCGUCUCCUUUUUCUACCCCCACCCCUCGCUCCUGAACCGGACUUAUCAGGAGCCUGUGGCUUGCUAGGACCUGGCUUGGCAUCAGAUCAUGGAGGAUGCGUGGCUAGUUGCAGAUCCGAAUCAGAAGCCCGUUUACAGGGAAGCUCACCAGGAGACCUGUGACAGUCUGGUGGCACUGAGACCUGCAAGUCCCAAACCCAAUGAGAUUUUCCUGGUAGAAGAAGAUGAGGAAACUUGUGUCCCGGCAUCUAUUAAUAGGGAGAAUGCCCGAAGAGCCACCUUAGCAGUCGAGGGACUGGGCAGUGAAGAGGAGGAGGAGAGCGACGAGGAAGAUGUCCAGCAGCACGACAGCCCUGCAGUGGUGCAGCUGGAGGCCGGGAACUGCCAGAGCCUGCACUGGAGGGUGGUGCAGCAAGUGGGCGGCGGCAAGGUCCUGGCGCGGGAGGGGCCUCCCCUCAUGGUCCUGCAGAAGGGCUACGAGUGCGAGGACUGCGGCAAGGUGUUCAGCUGCAGCUCGCACUACAGCAAGCACCGGCGCACGCACACGGGCGAGCGCCCCUUCCGCUGCGGCGACUGCGGCAAGAGCUUCAACGUCAGCUCCAACCUCUACCGGCACCAGCGGGCGCACGCCAGCGCUGGCGCCAAGCCGCCGGCCCCUGCCCCCUCCCUGAUGCCCAGCCGCGGGCUGCCCUACCAGUGCGCCGAGUGCGGGCGCUGCUUCCGCCGCAACACGGAGCUGGUGACCCACCAGCGCCUGCACACCGGGCGCCUGCCCUUCCAGUGCGGCGACUGCGGCAAGAGCUUCUCGUGGAGCUCCCACUUCGCCCGCCACCUGCGCAUCCACACCGGCGAGAAGCCCUACCCAUGCGACGAGUGCGGCAAGCGCUUCAGCCGCAGCUCGCACCUCUACCGGCACCAGCGCACGCACGGCACCAGUGCGGCGGCCAGCGUCACCCGCGCCUACAUCUGCACCUACUGCGGGCGCAGCUUCAGUACCACGCUGCACUUUGACCAGCACCAGCGCACGCACCGUGGGCGCAAGCCCUACAAGUGCACCCUGUGCGGCAAGGCCUUCGCUGACGGGCUGGCUCUGGUGAAGCACCAGCGCCUGCACCUGAUGGGUGGGGACCAGAGCCACCAGUGCGCCGAGUGCGGGCAGAGCUUCGGCGGGCGCUCGCAGCUGGCCCAACACCGCCGGCUGCACGGCACCGCCGAACAGCCCUACGGCUGCGGGGAGUGCGGGCAGAGCUUUGGCACGCGGGGCCAGCUGGCUCAACACCGCCGGCUGCACCUGUCGGCCGACAAGCCCUACCGCUGCGGCGAGUGUGGGCUGAGCUUCACCUGGAGCUCCCACUGGGAGAGGCACCGGCGCAUCCACACGGGCGAGAGGCCCUACUCCUGCGCGGACUGCGGCAAGCGCUUUGGGCGCACCUCCCACCUCUACCGACACCAGCGCACCCACGCCGGUGGCCAGCCCCACGUCUGCCCGGACUGCGGCAAGAGUUUCAACAGCACCUUGCACUUCCAGAGGCACCAACACACCCACCACCUAGAACCGGAUGGCGGUCCGCUCCCCGGCCGGGCCUGCGGGGACUGCGGGAAGCCCUGCGCCGCCUCUGCCGCCUCCUCUCUGCUCAAGAACCAACACACGCAUGCGGGCGAGAGGCCGUACCCCUGCCCCCAGUGCAGGCGCCGCUUCCGCGACACAGAACAUCUCUACCGCCACCUCCGCAGCCAUGCCCACCGGGCAGGGGAGACUGUCCUCAUGCCGGCUUCUACACAGCGCAAGGAGCUUGUCCCAUGCUAAGGCGCUGAGGCCGGUUCGCCCGGCAGCGAGAGCGCUAGGCUUUGUGCUGGGGGGUCAGACGGGGGCCCUGCCCACGGCCAGCAGACGUUCAGUGCUUCCCAGGUGUUGUUUCCCUAGGUGUAAAGGCCCGGCCCAAAGUCCAUUGGUAGGGGCGAGUGCGCUUUGCGUUCUGGAGGUACGAAGGAAGUAAAAUGGGGCAGUAUCCCGUUCUCUCGUUCCGUUAGCAGGAGGGUUUGUGCGGCGUUCUCCUUUUCCCUGCCACUGCGCACCCCUUCCCAGGUCAGCAGGGUGAGGUACAAGUAAUAAAUUGAUUAUUAUUUUUCUUCCCAAAUUUCUCCGGAGAGUUGGGAGACCCCCUAAAGCAAUUUUAGGGGGGUGCGAGGAGAGGAAGAGAACAUUACUUUGCGCAAGUGAAAAUCCUUGUGUUGAUGGAGCAAUUGCGUAGCGCUACUUUGGAAUCAACCCAUGACGUCCCUACUGGACUGAUUCGGGUCAGCAUAAGCAUAGGUGGAGUUUCAGGUCCCACUGAUCUUUACAUCAGGCACACUCUCUGCCUGUGAAAACGUUCUGUCCAAUCCAGAAGCUGCCUCUGCACCCACCUGACCUUCUCCAAUACGUUCUUCACCUGCCACUGCUGCUUUGCAGCUGCUCUCCUUUGAGUUCAAGAUGGCUGCCAUUGGAUCCUCCGUUCCUGAGGGUAAGCUGUGUGAUUUGUGCUUCAAGUAGCGCACGCUGUCCUUGCGGAAGAGGAAAGGGCCGGUGGAGAUGGUCUGGGUGCAUCUGCACGCCAGGCCAAAGGCACAGUCGCAGCAGCACGAAAGAAAGGAAGGCAAUUCUUCACCAGAACAAAUCGUGAAAAUCGCACAAGGCUUGCAAAGCUGAUUCUGCGACUGCACAAUAUUCAGUUUUUUUAUUUCCAAGAGCGUUUUUGGUGAGGAUUUGGAGAAGGGUUGGACCAGGCCUAGCCAAAGUAGGAAGAGGAGGGUGGCAGCCAGCACCACAGGAAGUCACGUAGGACACAGAUGGUUGGCCUUUCAGGUGAUGUUGGAUUCCAACUCCCAUCAUCCCUCACUGCUGGCCCUGCUGGCUGGGGCUAAUGGGAAUUGCUGUGGCACAACAUCCGGAAGACCUCAAUAGGAAGAUCACAAGAGUCCCAUUUCUGUGGUACAGAAGGCUUAAAACCAGGCUUCCUCAACCUCGGCCCUCCAGAUGUUUUGAGACUACAAUUCCCAUCAUCCCUGACCACUGGUCCUGCUAGCUAGGGAUCAUGGGAGUUGUAGGCCAAAAACAUCUGGAGGGCCGAGUUUGAGGAAACCUGUUUUAAACAGUGACAGACACACACACCAGAUGAUGUUGGACUCCCAACUCCCAUCAUCCCCAGCCAGCAUGGCCAAUGGUUAGGGAUGAUGGGAAUUGUAGUCCAUCAACAUCUCUGAAGGGCCAUAUGUUAGCUACUCUGGAUAUGCAGCCCUGCCCAAGUCAUAUUUUGCCUCCAACAGGCCUGGCCUAAAUUAUUUUUCUUCCUGAGGGUGGAAAACGCAAAUGGCACUCAUCCCAGUUCAGUUGUCAAUAUGGUGUUGUCACCAAUGCUAGUCCCACUCAGAGUAAACCCACUUGAGUUACCGACUGUCAUGCGGCCGUUCCAUUUACAAGAGCAGUGUCAAGGCAGGAUUGGGGCCAGGUCUCUAGGAUUCUGCUCAGCAGAAUGAGGAAGAGUUCCCUCAGCCAUGGCAGGGUUGGUUGAAGCAAGUGAAAUGAUACAUGUGACCAUCAAAAGAGGGGCUCACAUAAGUUCAUGAAGUGCAGAGUAUAAAAUUAUCCAAUGGUGCCGCUGCAGAGGAGCCCUGUGGAAAGGGCAAGAUGGCUGCUCUGUUCCCACCAGUGUUCCUACCCCUGCCACCAGAUUCAAGCGGUGGGGAAGGGAGACCAACCCUCCCAGAAUCAGAAUUAUUGUGCAAAGUAAGCAACACACCACAGAUUUUCUUAUCUUAACACGACGGUCUGUGCCUCCAUUUGUGUUUAGGUUCACACUAGCAAUUUCUCUAACCUGAAAACUGCCCGUUUUGAUCCAUGGCUGUAUUUUACCUAAAAAAUGAAGCGAGUUGCAAAGCA
This is a messenger RNA of Podarcis raffonei (Aeolian wall lizard), 4259 nucleotides long. RefSeq names its product zinc finger protein 135-like. The transcript is spliced from 4 exons. Bases 429 to 2147 code for a protein of 572 amino acids. NCBI's taxonomy places the organism in Eukaryota, Metazoa, Chordata, Lepidosauria, Squamata, Lacertidae. Gene Ontology annotation, molecular function: RNA polymerase II cis-regulatory region sequence-specific DNA binding; DNA-binding transcription factor activity, RNA polymerase II-specific. The record is from RefSeq and is a predicted model, not a curated record. Gene Ontology annotation, biological process: regulation of transcription by RNA polymerase II.